AUGAGAGGAAAGAGAUCAAAACAAUACCGGAAGCUCAUGGAGCAAUUCUCUCAGACUUUCGGCUUCCGUGAACCGUACCAGGUUCUGGUCGAUGCCGAGAUGAUCAGAGAUUCUUGCCGAUUCAAAAUGGAUCUUGAGCCUGCUCUAUCGAGGACUGUUCAUGGCAAGGUCAAGCCCAUGGUGACCCAAUGUGAGAUUCGAAAACUUUACGCUACAGGGAAAGAUCACGAAGCUAUCGAGCUGGCAAAAACGCUCGAGCGCAGGCGUUGCGGACACCAUCCCGACGAUUACCCCGAGCCUCUGGGCACCAAAGAGUGUCUGCGAUCAGUCGUCGACCCCAAGGAUACCAACCAGAACAAGCAUCGCUAUGUGGUCGCCAGUCAAGAGCAGGAAGUGCGAAAGAUGCUACGGGGAAUUAGAGGCGUUCCGCUCAUUUAUAUCAAAAGGAGCGUCAUGAUUCUUGAGCCAAUGGCCGACGAGAGCGUCCAGGUGCGAGCAAGAGAAGAAAGAAGCAAGUUCCGAGCGGAGAUCAAGAAUGCCACCGGCAAACGAAAGCGAGACGAUGCAGACGACGAUGACGAAAAGACCGACAAGAAGGAUGCCAGUACCACCGAAGACCAGAAGAAAAAGAAGAAGAAGGGCCAUGGUCCUAAAGGACCUAACCCUUUGGCAGUUCAGAAAUCGAAGAAAUCCAAGACCGAAGGACAACAGCCACGGAAGCAGGAAUCUUCCGACGCCAAGGACACACAAGAAGGCGCCGGCAAGCGAAAGAGACGGAGACGGAACAAGACUGCCACUGAGACGGCAGACCAAGGCGAAGCGGAUAACACUGCUGCCGCCGAGGUGGUCAUGACAGACGCUUAA
This is a messenger RNA of Fusarium coffeatum, 864 nucleotides long. RefSeq lists its product as uncharacterized. Gene Ontology annotation, molecular function: small ribosomal subunit rRNA binding. The coding region runs from base 1 to 864 and encodes 287 amino acids. NCBI's taxonomy places the organism in Eukaryota, Fungi, Ascomycota, Sordariomycetes, Hypocreales, Nectriaceae. The record is from RefSeq and is a predicted model, not a curated record. The transcript is spliced from 3 exons. Gene Ontology annotation, cellular component: small-subunit processome; nucleolus.